AUGACGGAGAUAGCCCAAUCGGAGGAGAAAAGAGCAGUGGGCGGGCGAAGGGGGAACAAUGGUGAGCGACAGGCGGACAGUGCAGCCUCUGCGAAGACUGCAGGUAGGGGCAUUCUGCGAGGAAGGCAGUGCCGACAUCUCCGAGGCAUGGCAACAGGCGACGAUGCCAGUGCUGGAACCAGCGAGAAAAAAACCUCGGAUGGGACCGUGACGGCAGGGAUCAUCAUUAUUGGGGACGAGAUCCUGAAGGGUUACACCCAGGACAUAAAUUCGUUCUACAUGUGCAAGAAACUCCGCUCAUUGGGUGUUGCAGGUGGCCAAAUCUCUGUGAUCCCUGAUGAAGUAGAUGCCAUUGCCAAGGAGAUUUCAACCUUUGCCAGCACAUACACCUACGUCCUGACUUCAGUGAUUGGUCCAACACAUGAUGAUGUCACCUUCGAGGCGGUGGCCCAGGCCUUGUGGGAGAAGGUCUUCCCUCAUCCAGAUAUGGUUGAACUGGUGAAGCCGUUCUUUGGCAAAUUGGAUGCUGGUCCUGAGAUGAAACUGGCCCGUGUCCCUGAGUCCUCACUCCUUAACUAUGUGGACAAGACAACAGGCAGGGCCUUCCCCUACCCCCUGGUUAGUGUCCGAAACGUUUAUAUCUUUCCGGGCAUCCCGGCUCUAAUGAAACGCCUUGAGGGUCUUGGGCAUCUCUUCCUCAACGAGAAGACUCGAUUUGUUUCGGAGAUCUAUGUGAAUGCAGAGGAACCUCAUUGCUCCUUUUCUCACCCAGGCCAACCUAGCUUUGGGCGUCGCACAAGCCUGGGCUCCUAUCCAGAUUGGGGCAGCAACUAUUUCCGGGUGAAGCUUACCCUGGACUCUGACUCAAAAGUGGACUUGGAGGAAGCCUACUCUUACCUGAUGGAGAAGUUUGCUGACGGUGUCGUGGUGCCUGUAGUAGCUGAUCCUGUCUCCCGGGCAGCCUCGGAUGUGUACGCCUUGGCUGGGUCUGGUUCUCCCCUUGGCCAGAAGGUGUCAGCAGCCAUUUGCACCAUAGAGGAAGCCCUGGAACGAUAUGCCCUGUCCAAGCUUUGCCUGGGAUUCAACGGUGGGAAAGACUGCACAGCUUUGCUGCACCUCUUCCAUGCAGCCGUCCAAAGGCGAUGCCCAGAAAGAAUGGAGACAUUGAAGGCUCUGUAUAUCCAUACUGUGUCUCCAUUUCCUGAGAUGGAGGAAUUCAUCAAAGACACUGCUCAACGGUACAACCUUAAAAUAUGUGAUGUCCAUGGGAACAUAAAACAAGCACUGGGUGAACUGAAAGUACAGCAGCCAGAAUUGGAGGCCGUGCUGAUGGGUACUCGUCGCACUGAUCCAUAUUCCUGCACAUUGUCACCUUUCUGCAUGACAGACUCUGACUGGCCCCAGUAUAUGAGGAUCAAUCCUCUCCUGGAUUGGACAUACCGAGAUAUAUGGACAUUCCUUCGCACCCUCUAUAUUCCUUACUGUAUUCUUUAUGAUAAAGGCUAUACUUCUUUAGGUAGUAUGAGCAACACAAAGAAGAAUCCCGCCCUACUCUAUACAAAUGCCCAAGGACGGGAAUGCUACCGGCCAGCCUAUGAGCUAGAAAAUGAAGAGGAUGAACGCAACUCUCGCCAUUGAAGUCUGCCUGUUUUCAUGGUAGAACUUGGCCUGCUCUGCGACAAAGCCCCCAGCCUAACCUAGUGAAGGUCCGGCCAGGCCUGCUGUGCCUUGGUGCCCCGGUGGUGCCACCACUACUGUGAUGUUGUGUUGUUUGGUAGCUGCUCCAGCCCUGGUGGCACCCUGUGUGAUUCAUUUGACUCCCACUAUGUGCAUAACACAAUGGAACAGCUCUUGGUGGUUCGCUGACUACAGUAUAUUGUCGCUUACAUCAUGUAAGGAUAAUAAAUGAUGGAAAGUCAGCCAAUGAAUUCUAGCCUCUUUGUGGGGUCUGGGGUG
Messenger RNA from Sceloporus undulatus (fence lizard), 1956 nucleotides. RefSeq names its product flavin adenine dinucleotide synthetase 1 (gene FLAD1). The record is from RefSeq and is a predicted model, not a curated record. Gene Ontology annotation, biological process: FAD biosynthetic process. Gene Ontology annotation, molecular function: FMN adenylyltransferase activity. Lineage: Eukaryota; Metazoa; Chordata; Lepidosauria; Squamata; Phrynosomatidae.